Molecule: messenger RNA, 798 nt
Organism: Ambispora leptoticha
Lineage: Eukaryota; Fungi; Glomeromycota; Glomeromycetes; Archaeosporales; Ambisporaceae
Source: the annotation of a GenBank genome assembly
GUCCAACCUUGGGGAAUUUUUGCAGAUUUUGAAAGAACAAAUGUCCAAGGAACUCAACUGCUAGCUGACAUUCUGAAAUCACUUCCGGCAGCCGUUGAUCCACCACGUCUUGUUCACAUUUCUUCAUUCACUGCAAAAAUAGCCAAUCAUAUUCCAGUAGAUGAAUUACCUGAUUGGGCACCAUAUUCUAAGUCUAAAUGUUUAACUGAGGUCCUGCUUCGGGAUUCGCAACUUCACAAUUUGGUUAUUCUUCGACUAGGUUGGUUAUGGGGAAAAGAUGAUAAUGUGCUCCUACCGCUGUUAUAUCGUCUACAAAAAAAUCCCAUUUGGAAAAUUUGCCCUACUGCAUGUCCACUCUCUAUUCACUACAUCACAAACGCGUGUGAAUCAAUAUAUUGCGCAAUGACAGCCGAAAAAAUCCCAUCGCUGAUUUAUGAGUUCAAAGAUCGCGAAGGCGAUAUGGAGAUUGAGGAUUUCAUAGAGAUGUAUGUUGGUGCUGCGUAUGAUGUGAAAAAAGUGCCACGUCCAUUUAACAUAAUUCGAGCGCCGCGAUCUUUGGUUUUCGGUUUUUUCACGUUGGUGGAAUGGAUACCAUUCUUAGGAUAUGGUACCGCAUGGGUUUUCGAUGGGUUCAGCAGAGAACCUUUGCAUCUUUCUCAUCAUGAUUAUCGAUUGAAUAAUGAAAAGGCGAUAAAUGAACUUGGAUAUGUUGCCAAGGUUUCAAGAGAAGAAGGAAUAAAUGAAUUGAUGGAAAAGAGAAAAAUGCAAAACUCUAAUAAUACUAGUGCUAGUGACUAA